Molecule: messenger RNA, 1297 nt
Organism: Exophiala oligosperma
Lineage: Eukaryota; Fungi; Ascomycota; Eurotiomycetes; Chaetothyriales; Herpotrichiellaceae
Product: protein yop1
Exons: 3
Coding region: 447-956 (169 amino acids)
Source: RefSeq, a predicted model, not a curated record
UCUCUACUCGGUCUGAUAGACAGGAUAACCUGCGAUGACAGUACGGGACGAGGCUUCAUACUCGUGUCCGCUGUGAUUUGACAGGGCCUUAUUAAAGUCAGCAUGCUGCUUUUAGCUGAUGAUGAAGACGUCACUUGAAUCCGACUAGCCUGAUGAGCUGCAUCAACUGGAAAACUGGGUGGGUGAAAAGGCUGCAGUCAGGAGCUGCCUGCAGGUGACAACAGCAGCGGCACCACCCACUGCUAGACGCACACGCACUCGCACAUCAUCACCGCUCAAUCCAAGAAACGACGUCAGCUCCUUCCUCUAUCCUUAAGGACACUCCCAACUUUCCCCAUCGCACAUUUGCUUCCCCAUUAACCAUCCGUCCUUUAUUCAGCUUCCAUCAUCCUUCUCAUCGUCCAAUCCUCUAUUGUAUCCGGAUUAACAUCGCCCCCAUCGCCAAAAUGUCGUUCCAAGAUAAGACCCAGCACCAAAUCUCCCAGCUCGACAAGGAGCUUUCCAAGUAUCCUGUCCUCAACAACUUUGAGAAACAAACCAAUGUUCCCAAGGUCUACGCUUUCCUCGGACUCGUCGGUCUCUACUUCUUCCUUGUCUUCUUCAACAUUGGAGGCGAGUUCCUAGUCAAUUUCGCCGGUUUCGUUAUUCCGGGAUACUACUCUCUUGAGGCACUGUUCAGUGCAAGCAAGGUUGAUGAUACUCAAUGGUUGACGUACUGGGUUGUUUAUGCCUUCCUUACCGUCUUUGAGAGCCUGAUCAAUGCUGUCUACUGGUUCCCAUUCUACUACGUCUUCAAAUUCGUUCUGAUCCUGUGGAUGGCUCUGCCAGUCACUAAUGGUGCCCAAAUCGUCUUCCGAUCCUUUAUCCAACCUGUCUUCUCUCGAUUCUUCAGCCAGAGCGGUAGCGCCGCUGCAGAUGUUCGAGGCAAGGCCGAUGCUGCUUUCAAAGGCCAGUAAACGGUUCAAAGAAUCAUACAAGGACUAUCUGCAAGAAAUGAAAGAUAUCGCUGCCGCAUGAUGCGAUACAAAGUCGGGGAUCGGUUGCGGUUGGAGACUGUCGAAUGUUCGUCAUUGACAUCCCUAUGAAGAAACGAAAAAGAUGCUUACUCAUUAUGAGCGAUAAGCAUGUGCGGUGUAAGCUGUUUGGGGCUGGAGAUUCCCUGGGGACGAAAUGAGUUUGCUGUAUUUGCACAAAUAGACGUUAUCGAUGUUGCACCUUGAUGACUACGGUGGUUGCAACGCAAUGAGAUUGUGGCACCCCCAAGUAGACAUGAAUGAUAAUUGAUUUUGUUUACGAG